AAAAUCUAUCUUGCUUACUUAUAUUGGAUGCAUUUAAAGAACAUCUUGUAGAUCUAAUAAAACAAAAAUUUAGAGAAAAUAAUACAGAUCUAGCUAUAAUUCCUAAAGGAUUGUCAGGAAAGCUACAAUUAUUAGAUAUUAAUGAAAUCAAUAAUAUUUCUGAAAAUAAUAGUAUUAUAAAAUUUGAUUAUAACAAAUUUGAGAAUAAUAGUAAAGAAAUAUAUUUGGUUUAUAAUAAUAUUGACAAACAGAAUUAUGAAGAAGAUGAUAGUAUUAGAAAUGAGUGA
Molecule: messenger RNA, 287 nt
Organism: Racocetra persica
Lineage: Eukaryota; Fungi; Glomeromycota; Glomeromycetes; Diversisporales; Gigasporaceae
Source: the annotation of a GenBank genome assembly